Nymphalis io (European peacock) is the source of this 5240-nucleotide messenger RNA. RefSeq names its product protein PF3D7_1417600-like. The coding region runs from base 1 to 5139 and encodes 1712 amino acids. The record is from RefSeq and is a predicted model, not a curated record. The transcript has 14 exons. NCBI's taxonomy places the organism in Eukaryota, Metazoa, Arthropoda, Insecta, Lepidoptera, Nymphalidae.
AUGGAUGUUAGCAAAUUGUUAAAAAAUGUAAACAAUCUAAACGAUUAUAUAUCAGCAACACAAGAUUUAAUAACUAAAUUUUCAAACUCAAAAAUUCAAUUCAACAUGUCGACUGUCCUUGCAUUGAAUAAAAUUAGAUCAAUUGAAAUUGAAUAUUUUAAUAAGUGUGAUGAAAAUGGUGUGGCUUUAAAGAUAUUAGAACUUAUGUUACAAACACCGCCGUCAAAAACAUGGGGUCUGCUUGGAAAAGAACUAAUAUCAUUGAUGCGAUAUUGGCUGGAUGCUCUUCGAAAGCAUCUGAUAGUGCACAAUAACCAUUGGUGGAAUUUCUUGAGCGUUUUAUUAAAGUUUAUACAGGAAAUAUGUUUAAAAAAUCGCGCUUUAAAUGAUAUUCUAGUUCAAGAAACAGCAGAAUGUUUAUUAGAUAUUGCAACUAGAAAUCAACCAAAUAUAGUCCAGAGAUACAAAAUAAUUCAGUGUUUGAACAAAUUCUGCGCAGAAUCUAGUAGGGAAGUCAGAUUUGCACUGAGAAUAAAAUUGGAAUUUUAUUUCAUAAAACUGUCAAGAAUAAUGGUAUCAUGCGGUGAUUUGAGAACCCAGUAUGGCAUAAUUGAAACAUUAUUACGAUGGCUUAUACCCCGACAAGAUUUGGCAGUGCGAAGGGAUGCAUCUGCUAAAUGGUUUCCUAGUAGCUUAUAUGGGAGUAAAGCUGUUGACAUAUUCUUAAGGCGACAAUGGCAGAAUUUCCUUAGGGAUGCAAGGGAUUUCUUGAAUGCACUCAACGAAGCUAGCGAUGAUGUUACUUCAGUGCUUUGCAGAAAAUUUUCUGUUGGAAAUAUACAUUUAAUUUCUGGCACAGAUAAAAAAGACUAUUGGCUUGAUCUGAAUACCGGUAGCAAAUGUAUAUCCGUGAUGUUGGAGCCUAAACUUUUAGAAGUUUUAGGCAGUUCAUUUUCUCUAUGCGAAACUUUGGUUAUAAACGAGGAUAAUACGAAUGCCAUACAAAUGCACGGUGGUUCGGAAAUUCUCAUAACGCUGACAGUGAUGGACCCUCAAAGUAUGCAUCCGUCGAAUGUUCUCGAAGGUUGUGACGUCACGAUCGCCAUAAGCAGCCGAAGCGACUUGGGUAGAGUCGAUAGAGUUUUGAGAAACAUCUUCGAUAAUAAAUACCAGUUACUAAUAGAUAUAAAAAAAUCUAGACAAUUAUCACCAAUAGGCAAACAUGAAGGAUCACGAGGAGAUAAAUCCGAAGACGAAGGGAGGUUCUCUCAUCCUGUAGAUUUUCAGCGCAGGAAACAUUCAGGUUAUAUAAUCAGGCCUAGGAACCCAGUCUCAUGGCAGUCACCCUCAACCGCGUCGACUUCUUCACUGGCUAUGCUACGCGAGAAACUAACAGCUUUCCCAGGGUACAGAUUCGAUAAAGAGCCAGUGAGUGUAUGUGCAUUGCCACAGUUGUCCAGUGUCACAGAAGUGAGCGAAACGGACGAGCGUUACGGGUCCAAUGCGUCUCAAAGUACACUGAAAAUUCGACCUUACGGCGUUUGUCAUAAGAAAUACAGAAGUUGCACGGACAGGACGUCUCACAGUGAUACAGAAAGUGUGAAAAAGAAAGAAGAUAAAACUCCAUGCAUAUCCCCUGUAAUUAAUGAUGAUGAUAACUCUAUCAGCUGUCUUCUCGUCGCUACGAUCGGAUCCGCUAGUGAUUCUGUUAUAAACGACACGUUAGAACGUUUACCGAAGGAUAAAAAUGUACACACAGAUAGCAUAGUCGAUAUGCUAGCACAGGAAGCUUUGAAUUCCUCGCGCAAAAUCGAUGAAAUUAAAUUUGACAGCGGCGUCAUAACAAGUGAAAAAAAAUCACAGGACAACGAUUGCUUGAUAGAAAAUACACCGUUCACAAAUAUUACAGAUAAAGUUAAAAAAUCUAACAUAAAUAAAAAGUCUAAUAGAGUUAAUAAUUCUACGACAACCGAUGAAUCAAAUACUGAAGUUAUUGAAGACACCCAACAUUUUGCUGACAUUAGAAAUAAAGAUGUAAUCAACGAUUGUGCAGUUAAGCAAACUUACGAUAUUCAAGCGGUAGAAGAGUUUUUCUCGCAGCAUUGUAUUGAAAACAGGAAGGGCGAUUUAGUUAUAAGUCCGACGUUAGCUAAGAAAAUAAAUGAGACCAGUUCGGAUACAAGUGAAUCGUUCGACUUCUGCCCUAUAAUGAAUGAAGAAGCAGACUUCAAUGAGGCAGAAAUAAUUGAAUGUAUCAAUGAAAUUGUUGACACUGUAUGUCAAGAUUUUGAAAAAUGUUCCCAAUAUUUAUAUGACGAUGCAAGUAAUAAAAAGGCGUUAAAUAAAAAUGUUAAAUGUGAAGAUAAAAAUCAAGAAAUAUUAAAAGAUAAUCGGAAACCAGUUAAAGAAAUAAAACUAAUGUUCAAAAAUACAAAGAAACAAGUAAAAACGCGUGCCAGAAAGAAAAAUAAAUUAAAUACAACGGUAGUGAAGAGGAUGUCCCCGAUAAUAGAAAGAGAUAGCGUUAUAGAACGAACAGAUACCGGAAAUAAUCCUGAUAUCCCUUCAAAACAAUCGGAUGAUUUCGAAACUCCAUUAAUAAAAAGGAAAAGGAAGUUAUAUUCGCCCAAAGAUGAUCAUGUGCUGAAUGAAAGAACAGGUGCUCAUAUAUCUGAAACUGAAGAAGAUAACACCAUUUUGUCGGGUGUUAAAAGAAAUGAGAAAACACCAAAGUCAUUGGCAACAUCCUACAAAGAUAUAGAAAAUUUACGUCGCACGUCGAUAAGGAAAUUACGUGAUCGAAAAUCUAAGAGUGUUCCAACGCUGUCGCCCCGCACUAAAAACAUGAACGAUAUGUUUGAUAAUCUUAAAAAAACAAUAGAAGGUGAAGAAAAAGUUGUUUUCGCUAAUAAAAAAACAAGAAACAAACAUUACGCAGUGUAUAAUUUUACAAGCGAUAGUGAUGAUGAAGAUUUUAAAAUUAAAAAGAAUACCAAAAAUCUUUCUCAAGCAACAAAUAAAAGUAGCUUAGAACCAAGAGAUCGACGUAAACGAAGCAAUACUAAGGUUAAUUAUUCAGAACUGAACAACGAUUCCACGGAUGAACAAAGUAAUAAAAAUAUGAAACGUAAAAACGUUCGACAGAGGAUAAAGAAAAAUGAACGAAAACCGAGAAUAUUGAAACCGAAGAACGAUAUGAUCGAUGAACGAAUGAGAAAGGCGGCACCAGAAAUGUUAAAUACGUCUUUAAUAAUUGAACAACAGGAAGUUGAAUCCAAUGAACCACAACCGUCUCAUGUCGCGCCACAAAUGGAAUUAAUAGCCGAUGAAAAUAUAGAUGAAAACAAAAUUACAAAUAAGAAGAGAUCGAAACGAAAUAAAACAGAUUUAUCUUUAAAGAAAGUAAAAACUAGACAAAGUAAAAUAGUAACAGACAUUACAAGUGAUAGGGAUAAAACAGAAAGCCCUCUACCAGGUCUUAUUAUUGAAACGGAACAGGGAAUCAAAGACGCAGAUGAAUCCAUCUCGGUACAAAUGCUUGAGAAAUUUAAAGAUACAUGCCGCGAUACUAUACCUGAUAUGUCCGAGUUAAACAAUACCCAGAAUUUAUUGUCAGAUUUAGACCAUAAUAACAAUAGCCCUAAAUUAAAUAUAACAUACGAAUUCAAUAAUGUCAACGAAAAGCAAUAUAAUUUAACACCUGUAAAAAAAAUUAAAACUGAAAAGGCAGGAAAAGAUAGAACCAAAAUAAAUAAAAGCAAAAAUAAUUCGAGGAGACUUUUUAAACCAGAUUCCAUUAACAACAAAUCUGAAUCUAAUAUUGAUAUAAUUAAUAUAUCAGAUCGCCUCGAUUUGACAUCCGAUAGAACAAUAGCAACGAUAGGAAAGUCUCCUAUAACGGGUCAUGGUGACUUUGAUGAAAUGCCACCGAGUACAAAGUAUCUAAAACAAUCCGUACAACCAAGAGGCUUAGAAACGCAGGAUCUAAAUCAAUCUAUGAAAGAAUAUUUUAAUAAACUAACAAAUGAACUUAACGAAGCAUACAAUAAUUGUUCCAAUAAUUCUAGCAAAUCAAUAGAAGACGAGAAAGUUGUUGAAAAAUCCACAACUGUAACUGCAAAUAUUGUAUUUGAGAAAUCUCCUACUGUAUCUAUACAGAGACUGUCCGCAAAAGAAAUAAGCAAAUGGUUACCGCCACGCUACAAUUCUGUUUUUGGAUCCCAUCAGAGUUCGGACAGCGGAUCAUCUAUACGACAAACUAGGAGUUGCGCGAGGAAAAGUAUUGAAUCGAAUUCGGACCGAAAAGAAAAUACUAAGGAAGUAUAUAAAUCGAUAAUAUCUCCGGUUAAACUGUUCGGGGAAUCGCAAAAAUCGAAUCGAAUCGGAAUCGAAUCGCACAAAUCGGUUUCGUCUCAGGGCGACGAUUACGUUAACCGUAUAAAAAGUUUAAUGACCAAGAAGAAGGAAGUACCAAAACCUAUUAUAUCUCAACCAAAAGCACCGAAAUACCAAUUACGCAAAUACAAAAACGUCGAUGAAAAUAAUUCUUUUAGUAGUUCUAAAGUAAGCACUUCGACUGAUUUAAAAGAUCAGAGGUCUGUUAAGAGGAAAUCGUCUCCGGUAUUCGAGCUUAAGAAAAUGAGAAAGAUUGAUGUUAGUGUGGAUAGUGUUCCCGAGAGUGGUCCAAGCUGUUCAAGUGUGCGAGACUGGCUUAGAAGGAAUGAACGUGAGCAACUUAUAAACACAGAGGAAAGUAUGGAUUUAUCGCUAAAAGAUAAUUUGGAAAACAUAAUCGAGAAGUUGGACACGACGUUGGUUGAAAUUCAUCACAAAACAAGUAAAAAAUUUGUAAGUAUGUUCGUGGAGACGCAGAAACAUCUAAAUGAGUUGAAGGAGAGACGACACGCAAUGUUCAAAGAGACCGCUAUGGAGGUUAUGUCGGAGGUAGUGAAAGUAAUGGACACGAAAUUCGCUGAUUUUGACAGAAGAUCUCAGGAACUCGAUGAGCAGUUUAUAUCUAAUAUCAAAGAAAAGGCGCAACAUCUCAUCCACGAGGACUGCAAACAGAAACGGGUCAUGGUAACACUGCUUAAGGAAGAUAUACAAUCCGUCAUACAACACAUAAAGAGAUCGAAUUAACAUCCUAUAAUAUAAAACGAUAUAAAUAAUAUACAGUUUUUAUUAAUUGUAAUUAGUUUGAAAUUAAAUAUUAUAUUUAAUAUGUAAUAAUAACACGUAGU